Molecule: messenger RNA, 3106 nt
Organism: Cercospora beticola
Lineage: Eukaryota; Fungi; Ascomycota; Dothideomycetes; Mycosphaerellales; Mycosphaerellaceae
Source: RefSeq, a predicted model, not a curated record
AUGGAUAAGCUCAAGAAAGUCUUCUCGCCGGGUUCGAGCAAGGAUGAUGAGAUCCUCUACGGCAGUGAAGAGACGAGGCUCCAGAAUGCACCAGAGAAUGAAGCGAAAAAGGAUACAUCCACACUCUAUCCUGUUGAGGGACAGCAAACAGAGCAGGGCGAGAAGGGAGGAGUGCUACGUCAAAUAUUGAAUCCAGGCGGCAAGAAGUACGACGAGCAGGCCAUGGGCACCACCGCCACGACCGAGCAGCCCGGCUCAAGCAAAUUGCAGACAGAUACUCAGCAGAGAGAGUCACCAGCAUACACAACGACUACAACCACUGGACAAGGCGCAUCAACCGGGGACAGCUACACUGGCGCAUCCAACACUCAGUCCAACCUCACACCUGCUGAUCCAAAAACUGCCCAAGAAGCGGCUGUUGCAGGAGGUGACCUGUCAGCUGGUGGCGCAGCAGCGACCGCAUACAGCAGACGGGAUAACGAGACAACCGGUGUCAGCCAGACUGACGGCCUCGCUGACAAUCGCACCGGGACACAGGCUGCUCAAGAUCAAUCCGGAGCUCAUGGGCCAGGCCGAGAUGCUGGCGAGGCGAACUUUGCUAACAGAGAGCAUGAUAAUGAUCCAGACAAGGGAAAGACCAUACUUGCCGCUACCGGGACUACUUCGCAGAGCAGACCUCUGGGAGAGAGUGAUUCAAGCGGUCUAGGAGGCCAGACCAGCUCACUUGGGGACAACACUUCCAAAGGCGUCGCAGCUCAGGACUUCGAAUCUACAAGUGGUGGUUACGGAACCGGGUCAACGAGAACUGGCGGCAUUACUGAUUCUGCUGACACCACCUUCACCGGUGGCCAGUCAACUACCGAGUCUUCCAACCUUGGACGCAACGCAGGCAUCGCAGGAGGUCUGGCAGCUGCAGGGGCUGGCGGCGCGGCAUAUGCUGCUUCUCGUGAUAACAACAACAGCAAUACCUUUUCAAGCACUGACAAUUCGCAAUCGCUAGGCGACCGCUCUCACCCACUUACAUCGGGAGCAGGGCACGGCCACAUUAACCCAGUCGCAGCCCCAGAGGCAAGCUUGAGGGAGACGACGAGUCAAUCUGCACCACGAGACUCGCAGCUGAGCAGCAGCCACGCUGGUGUUCUGGGAUCAUCUGAGCCGGCCACCGGUGUUGCAGCUGGUGGCAUCCGCAACGAUGAGGGCGUUACUCAGCUGAACAAGGCUCCGGCUGACGUACAGGGUGCCACAUUCCUCGAUCGCUCAUUUUAUGUUGGAAAGUCUGGCGAUACUGUGGACCAUGGCCCGAACGUGGCUGGACAGUUCCUCGGUGCCGAGACCACUUCUACUGGCGCUUCCCUUCCAGCAACAGCAGCUGCAGGUGCUGGCGUUGGCGCGAUCGGAGCUGGUAGCGCACUUGGCGGGCAUAGCAGCUCUACAACAGGCACUGCUGCAAGCCCGGGCAUUCAGACUACCACAAACACCACAGAGCGCGUGAGCGCUUCCGCUCGACACGGUUCCAUCUCAGGCACCAACCACAACCCAGACUCGUCGACGACUCACACAUCUGGUCGUGAUGCUGCGAUCGCUGGUGGCGCGGGCGCCGCAGGAGUAGCUGGUGCAGGCGCAGCAUAUGCCGCCACACGCGACAGCGAUCCAACAACCCACGCUGCAUACGGUGCGGAUGAUCCCAACAAACACAACAAACUCCACAAGCCCUCGCCCGAAGACAAGAAGCUCGAGAAGGAGCAUGCCAAGGAAGAGAAGCAUCAUCAGAAGGAAGUUGAGAAGCAACAACGUGAGCUUGAGAAGGAACAAGAGAAGAAACAGCGUGAACUUGAGAAGCAGCAUGAAAAAGACGAGAAGGAACGCAGACAUGCUGCCGAGAAGGCGGAGAAGAAGCAUGAGAAGGAGCUCGAGAAAGAGGAGAAGGACAAGAAGCCGGGUCUGAUCAGCAGAAUCCUGCACAGAAACAAAGAUGACAAGGACGAUGAGACCAAGGAAGCCACGGCGUUGAAGGAGAACAAGGACAAUGGUCCGCUGGAUCAUCCGCUCAUCACUCCCGCCGGAACGACGGCCGUUGUGGGAGGUGCUGGCGCAGCCGGUGCUUAUGCGGGUCGCGAUUCUGCUCCUGGUCAAACCAGAGAAGCUACGGGGCUGAAGGAGAACAAGGACAACGGACCACUGGACCACCCACUAAUUACGGCCGCUGGAACGACGACUGCUGCUGGAGGCGCCGGCGCAGCGGGUGCCUACGCGACACGUGACACUGCUCCCGGCGAAAGUGGAAACCUCACUGGUCAGAGACAACAUGAUGUUGAGCCAGCGUUGAGCGGCAAUAACAACACCAUCGGAGGUCCAGGUGCCGUUUCUACAACGACUAGCCAACCUACGACAACACUCCCUCGUGACGACACUACAGCCACAUCCUCACCAAGCGGAGCCCAAUACGCCGCUGCCUCUGGAGGUGCCUUGGGAGCUGCCGCAGGCGCCGGAGCCCUAGCUUCUGCCUCUGGCACAGGCAACACAACAUCCGAUCGCGACGCCGGUCUCACCGGCCAAAGACAACACGACGUUGAGCCUCUCCUCAGCGGUAACAACAAUGCCAUCGGUAGUACCACAACAACAACCACAACGACAACCACCUCGUCUUCACAACCGCAGGCCGAUCCCAAGCAGUAUUCGUCCAGAUUCUCCGAGGACACUGGAGCGGGAGGAGCGUCUGCUGCGGCUGCGGCGCCUGUUCUUGUUGUCGGCGGGUCCACUACUACGGGUGAUUAUUCGCGUGUAGGAGCUAGCGGUGACUCUGCUACUGGCACGACCUCUUCUCAUAAGCCUGGCGAGGGCUUGACGGGAAGGAGACAGGAUGAUGUGGAUCCGUAUAUCAGUGGCGGAGGCUUUAGCACGUCGAAGUAGGGGAGAAAAGCGGGAAAGAGCGAAGCAUGAAAGCGGAUAUGACUGAGAGCCCUAAGGACUGUUCGUUGAGAUGUAGUUGCAGUGUGGAGUGGGCGAUCACAUUUAUCAGAAUGAACAGUGCGCAAAAAUUUACGAGAACAUGAAUAUGAUGAAACAUUAUAUACCCAAAUAGCAAGUAUACGAUUGAUAAGCGGAA